This is a messenger RNA of Myotis davidii, 1694 nucleotides long. RefSeq names its product transmembrane protein 237 (gene TMEM237). Gene Ontology annotation, cellular component: ciliary transition zone. NCBI's taxonomy places the organism in Eukaryota, Metazoa, Chordata, Mammalia, Chiroptera, Vespertilionidae. The transcript has 12 exons. The coding region runs from base 41 to 1027 and encodes 328 amino acids. Gene Ontology annotation, biological process: cilium assembly. The record is from RefSeq and is a predicted model, not a curated record.
GAGAAAGGGGGAGCUGUGAGGAAGGGGGCCUUUAGGAAGAAUGGGGAGGAAGCAGGUGGAGGGCGCGCCUCCGUUACCUCGUCCUCCACGAGCCCUCCCACCUGUGCCAAGUGCUGUUCAAGAUGAUGUUCCACUUAGUCGUCCCAAGAAAAAGAAGCCGAGAACGAAAACCAUGCUAGCAAGUGCUUCUUUGGAAGGUCUUGUUCAGACUGCUAUUCACAGACCAUCUGAGAGCAGUGAGCCACCAACUAAAGAACUCACAGAGCAUCCAGAAGCUCCUGCUCAAAGAAGACAGAAGACAAGGGUGCCUCUUGAAUUGGAGACUGCCUUCACCCAGGAGACAUCUGGCCCAUCUUCAUUACGGAAUGAAAAUGGAAUCGAUGUGGAGCCAGCUGAGGAGCCCGUUAUUAAAAAACCUCGAAGGAAGACAAAGAAGGCCCGGCCAGCAGAAUUGCAGUAUGCCAAUGAGCUAGGAGUAGAAGAUGAAGACAUAAUUACUGAUGAGCACAGGAGUCCAGAACAACAGUCUGUAUUCACUGCGCCCACGGGCAUUAGCCAGCCUGUGGACAAAGUGUUUGUGGAAAAAAGCCGGCGAUUCCAGGCCACCGACCGUUCAGAGUUGAUAAAGACCACAGAGAACGCGGACGUGUCGAUGGGCCCGAAGCCCUCCUGGACAACCAGGGACGUCGCCCUCUCCGUGCACCGGGCUUUCAGGAUGGUGGGUCUGUUUUCCCAUGGCUUCUUGGCUGGCUGUGCUGUGUGGAAUAUUAUUGUGAUAUAUGUCCUAGCAGGACAUCAGCUUUCUAACCUCCCCAACCUUCUGCAACAAUACAAGACGUUAGCAUAUCCAUUCCAGAGUCUUCUCUACUUGCUUUUGGCUCUAAGUACAGUUUCAGCUUUUGACAGGAUUGACUUUGCCAAAACAUCAGUAGCAAUCCGAAAUUUUCUUGCCCUGGAUCCAACAGCUUUUGCAUCUUUCUUGCUUCGCUGCUCUUAUACUAUCUCUGAGUCAGCAAAUGACAAGUGACAGAAUCCAUCUUUACACACCUUCUUCUGUUAAUGGCAGCCUCUGAAUUGAUGUUCUCCUCUGAGGUGGAAGAAUAUCCUAAUAAAGAUAAAGGAUAACGCCUCUUCCUAAUGCCUCUCACCUUCAGAAGAAUAACGGCCCAGUGUUUAGAAUUCUUCCCAUCCUUGUUUUUAAAUGUAUUUUUAUAAGAUAUGCACAGGUGUAUUUGGAAUUGAUUUUUUUGAUUAUGUAAUACUGAAAAAAUUCUCAAGAUUAUGGAAAUUGUUAAAAUUGUACCUGCAGUUUAUACCCAAACAUCAUCAGUUUAAUGGCAAAGGAGGUCAUGAGAUGGAAACAAGUAAGUGAAAGUGCUUAUUUCCUGUUCUGUCGAAUUAGUGGCUUUUAUAAUCAUUAUCUUAAAUGCACGAGUAACUUUACUGUUACAAAAGCUAUAUCAGGUUUAAACAUAAAUUUAGGGAACAGGGAAGAAGUGAAAUGAAGACCUUCAUUAUUUAUUUUUGAUAUCUCCUUACUGCGUUCAUUGAAAUAUGAAAUUUGUCUUUUUUUUAAAGUGACUUAGUGACUGUGUAUCAUGUAAUAAGUAUAAUGUAAUGUAAUUUAGCUUGAAAGAUGCUUGACUUCAUGACUAAUAAAAAGAAAAUAUAUCCUUUUUGUUUGAAAAGUUUUA